Molecule: messenger RNA, 709 nt
Organism: Chenopodium quinoa (quinoa)
Lineage: Eukaryota; Viridiplantae; Streptophyta; Magnoliopsida; Caryophyllales; Amaranthaceae
Product: inorganic pyrophosphatase 2-like
Exons: 4
Coding region: 68-709 (213 amino acids)
Molecular function (GO): phosphatase activity
Source: RefSeq, a predicted model, not a curated record
CGAUAGUGAUUGAUUGGUUAUUGAUAAUUUGGGUUUUACCCAAAUCUUCAACACCCUUCUUUCUACCAUGCCUUACAACUCUCUUAUGGAUAAAAUGAUGGAGGAACUUCAUUUGCAAGGAACAACAAUACAAGAUAUAACAGAAUGCUUGAUCAAGGUUCCAUUGUCUCCAAACAUCAUAUCUGCAAUAAAAUCGGCUUAUGAUUCAGGGUGUGAUUUGAGGAUUGUAAGCGACGCAAACACUUUUUUCAUAGAGACUAUUUUGAAGCAUCAUGGAGUGUUACAUUGUUUCUCUGAAAUCAACACGAAUUCAGCUAUUGUUGAUGAGGAUGGCAGACUCCGUAUUUCGCCAUUUCAUGACUUUAACUCAUCUUCUCAUGGGUGCAACCUUUGUCCUCCCAAUCUUUGCAAGGGGACAAUUUUUACAAGAAUCCAAGCUUCUUCGUUAGAAAAGCGGUUCAUCUAUGUAGGAGAUGGAAAAAAUGAUUAUUGCCCAAGUUUAAAGCUAACAGCAAAAGAUUAUGUGAUGCCAAGAAAGCAUUUUCCUCUGUGGAAUGCAAUUUGUAUCGAUCCUGCACUUAUAAAGGCGUCGAUUCAUGAAUGGGAGGACGGCGAAGAACUUGGAAGGAACUUGAUUAACUUAAUUAGUUCUUUGAUGAUCAUGAAAGCAGAUGAAGUUCUUAUAGCUGAGGAAUAUCUUUUUUGCUGA